AAAGUGAUGACAAUAGUUCACAAUGAAAUAGUUGCUUAUCCCAUUACGAAUUUGCUGUGCAAAGCAUGGAAAAUUCCUUAUGGAAAUGAUAUGAAUGUAUUUGCAAUAUUUCCUUUAAGUCAUGGAAUAUAAUUGUGUGCAUUAGAUACAUAUUUCUUUAAUAAUUUUUAUAUAUUGUUUUUUUGAUCAGCAAACAUUAAUUGUGCAUGAAAAAUGGAUGACAAUGGAUUUUUUGUUGUGGAAUUUAUCGAUGGAUUACAAAUAAUACCUAAAAAAUGGUUUAACGAAAAGGAGCAAUCAUGCAUUUGGCCUACUAAUUAUAAAACAAAGUUCCGUAUUAAUAAAGCCAUAAUGACAUGUGAAAUGCCACAAAAGCUAUCUGAUUGGGAAUGUUUACCAAUCAAAAGAGUUUUUGGCAAAGCAUCAGACACUUAUACAAAUGCUCUUGAAAAAUUAAUUCUUGCACAAGAUACAUCAAAUAUUGAUGAUACUGGUGUAUCAUCUGACGAAUUAAGACAACAAGCUAAAAAAAGAAGACGUAUCAAAACAAAAAAAACUAUAAACUCAUCUUCUUCAGACUUUUCAGAUAAAGAUUUAUGUAUGAAUGAUGAUAUCGAAAGACGUAAAAUACAACAUAAGGUUGUUACAGUUAAUAAAGUGCCUUCUUUUCCGGAAUUAAGACAUUUUGUACCAUCAAGUAGCAAAAUGAUUGACAAAUCUCUACAGAACAUUCAAAAUGUAUCAAACAAAAAAGCUUCUGUUAAUAUAAUGAACAUUACUGAUAUUAAUAGAACAAAUAUAAACGAUAGAGAAGAAUCUUUCGUAGAAGAACAUAUUAGGAUCAAUGAGAGAGAAAAUAUUUAUGACGCUGGUAGAAAAGCCGCAAAUCCCGCGUUCGCGGUGGACGCGGUGGACGCGGAGGACGAGGUGGACGCGGAGGACGCGAUGGAAUAA
Molecule: messenger RNA, 954 nt
Organism: Wasmannia auropunctata (little fire ant)
Lineage: Eukaryota; Metazoa; Arthropoda; Insecta; Hymenoptera; Formicidae
Exons: 4
Coding region: 214-954 (246 amino acids)
Source: RefSeq, a predicted model, not a curated record